AUGGCGCUUCGGGCUCUUCAUUCUUCCAUGCCAAACAAUAUUCAAACAGGAUCUCCGCAAUCUCAACAGGACCACAUUCUCAGGACAUCAAUACGUUCUUGUAUGAAUCCAAUGAAAUCUCCCAAUCAUGUUCCUUCACGGUUCCAUUCGCAAGCACAACCUCAUCAAUAUCAACCUUUUCAAACAAGACAACUUCCAUCUCCAAUAGAACAGCAAACCCUUCUGUCAAUUGUACAACAAUACCCUCCUCCUUCUAUUGUACCUCAGUACCUUCCUCCAGAUUUACACAAACCCCCUCCAUCAAUCAUACAUCAACCCUCUCCAUCAAUCAUACAUCAACCUCCUACUUCAAUUCUUCAACAUAUCCCCCCUUCAAGUAAACAGGAACCUCCUAUUCCAAUUGCUGAAAAUUCUCAUUUAAUUCAGCAACAAUCUCCUAAUUCAAUUGAACUCGUCUCUCCUCAACGUGAGGCUGAGAUGAAUGUUAAAGCCAAAGAAGCAACGCAUUCGCAAGAUGAACGGAAUCGGGAUCAGCAAUACCCAAUAGAAAUGAAUCCGGAUGAGCCAGGGUCUUGUAAUUCGUCAGAAUAUGGGAAUGAAACUAUAAAAGAAAAAGAAGCUAAAACAACGUCUGAAACAAAUGAUAUACCAGUCACCUCAGUAGCAGAACAAGUGGACAAUCCGUUACAACAAAUUUCACCACUCAACAAAGUUCUACAGCAAGCGUCGUCACCACAACCUCAAGAAAAUGUAAAAAAUAUUACAAACACUUUGAAAAAAUUCACUCUAAAUCCAAAAGCUAAAGAGUUUUUCUUCAAUCCCACAGCUAAAUCAUUUCUAUGCAGGUUUCCAAGUACUCCAUUAACAAAACGACCAUAUGCCCCUCAAAUGCCCAGAAUUAAUGUAUCUGCUACAGUUAAUGGUCACUCAGCAAUGACUCCACUUUGGACACCGCCCCAUCACGUCAUGAAUAGUCAAUCACCACCAAACCAACAAUGGCAUUGGUUCAUGAGAACAGACAUAGCACACCAAAUGCAAGUAACAACUGCAACUGGUCAGCCGUUAUCAGUUCUAGCUCCAAUUCAACAUUUCAUGUACCAACAAACAAUGAAUCAGAUGUAUCCACCGAUACAUAUGCUCGGACCCUUUGAUCCACAAGCUCAAUAUAUGCCAUCAAAUUUUCUUCCAUCGGCGACUGGAUAUCAAACAGAGCCUCCGCAAUAUAAUCGAGAUCAAUGGCCUCAGCCAGCUACACAUCACCCACAGGGCCACCAACAAUUUCCUCCAGUGUAUCCUAUCAUACCAACACAGCUGCAGGUGAUGCAAAGCAUGCAAUAUAUGCAGCAAGCCCCUCCCCCUCCACAACCACUCAUGUAA
Diorhabda carinulata is the source of this 1377-nucleotide messenger RNA. RefSeq names its product ataxin-2 homolog. The transcript is spliced from 7 exons. Lineage: Eukaryota; Metazoa; Arthropoda; Insecta; Coleoptera; Chrysomelidae. The record is from RefSeq and is a predicted model, not a curated record. The coding region runs from base 1 to 1377 and encodes 458 amino acids.